AUGAACUUGGAUGAAUUGGCAUCAACCUUGAGACUCUCAUUCCCAUCUCUUCAAGAAAAACUUAGCUCAAAUGCAUUCUUGAAGGGUAAACAGGUAGAAAAAACAAUUAACAUUGCAGUAGACAUACUUGAGAAUUACCACUUGCAAUCAAAAGAAAGAAUAUGGGUACUUGCUGUGUUGACACAUCUCCAAGAAUAUCUACCUAAGGGUGAUUUGAAGCCAAUAGAAACAGACAUGAACAAGGGACCCAUAAGGAAUGCUGCCCUCCAGCUUCAUCUGACAAAGGGAUUAAAUCUUGUUGGAGCCAGUCAGGAGUUAUGGAACUCAAAAGAAGGCCCCAAACUUUUGGAUAUUGAUUUGUCCCUGUCAGAGGCACUCUCAAAGUUUAAAAUCAUAAAAUGGAUCACAACGCAAUUCAAGACAGAUGAAGCCUCAAAAUCAUCGAACUUCAUGGUUGAGACUCAUGAUAUUCUACUUCAGGAACGCUGUCCAAUGCAAGAAGAAAUAUUGCAACCACUUUUGUCAAGAUGUUCACAACAUUUAGAAGAACAAGAUACAACACCAUGGGACAAAGAACUAGCUUACAUAAUACUCCAUAAAUAUGGAAAAAUCUAUCCUGCAGUCAGAGAUUUUGUAAGGUUUAAAAAAUCACAAAAUGAGUGCUUCAAGAAGACAUAUGACUACAAAGAACUACCAAAUCUCAUAUAUCAGGCAAGUAAGGAUCUUGGGCCUUUUGAAAUUCCAAUGAAAAUCUUUCUCAAGGAAAAGAGUAUAAACAUGGAUAGUAUCAAACAUGUAAUUGAGUCUAUAUUCAGGACUAAACACCAGUAUCAAAGAUGGGAAACUGCUGAAUCUGAACAGCUGGCUAAUCAGGAAGAUUCAGUGAUCCGCCUACUACAAUACAUCACCACCCAAAUUGAUGGUGCCAAGUCAUACCUUGAAGAGCAGCUCGAAUUGAUCUGGCUCCGGUCCAGAGCAGCUCGAAUUGAUCUGGCUCCGGUCCAGAUCAAUCCACGUUGGUCUGGCUCCGAUCCAGAUCAGGUCAAGUUGAUCUGA
Melampsora larici-populina 98AG31 is the source of this 1056-nucleotide messenger RNA. RefSeq lists its product as uncharacterized. The record is from RefSeq and is a predicted model, not a curated record. The coding region runs from base 1 to 1056 and encodes 351 amino acids. The transcript is spliced from 4 exons. NCBI's taxonomy places the organism in Eukaryota, Fungi, Basidiomycota, Pucciniomycetes, Pucciniales, Melampsoraceae.